GGAGGCCUUUUUCUGGACAUCUCUCUCUCUCGCUCUCUCGCUCUCCCGCUCUCUCUCUUGUUCAUGUUCAUGUGCUUCGCUCAUUGAAGCGUCCAUUUCCCGAAAACUGAACUCUCUCAAUCUUCUCCGCAAUUCUACCUUCCUCUGUAACUGUUUCUGAACCCAGCGAUUGCUUGAUCCGUCUCUCCCUCCGGAGAAUUUUCUUUCGAAUUCGUAAAGUCACUGUAGAAUCUCAGCAUAUACAUGUACGUGCGAUUUGACGAGUAUCCACAGAGACACUGUUGAAUUCCUCGAUCGUUUCAAGUUUCUUCCGAAGAUAAUCGUCGUCGAGUACCAAAAAUGGUGGGAAACGACUGGGUGAAUAGUUACCUGGAGGCGAUCCUCGCCGCCGAACCAGGGAUCGGCGACUCGAAAUCGUCGCUCCUGCUAAGAGAACGUGGUCAUUUCAGUCCGACUCGGUACUUCGUCGAGGAGGUCAUCACAGGCUUCGAUGAGACUGAUCUCCACCGUUCCUGGAUUCAGGCUGCGGCUACGAGGAGUCCGCAGGAGAGGAACACGAGAUUGGAGAAUUUGUGCUGGAGGAUUUGGAAUUUGGCUCGCCAGAAGAAACAGAUUGAAGGAAAGUAUGCUAAGCGUGCUGCUAAACGUCAUCUCGAGCGUGAAAGAGCACGUAGGGAGGCAACCGCGGAUAUGUCUGAAGAUUUAUCCGAUAGAGAAAAAGCAGAUGUGCCUGGUGAUAUUCCAAUUCAUGGUGACAACACCAAAGGAAGAAUGCCUAGGAUCAGUUCUGUUGAUGUGUUUGAGAACUGGGUUGCUCAACACAAGGAAAAGAAGCUUUACAUUGUGUUAAUAAGUCUUCAUGGGUUGAUACGGGGUGAAAAUAUGGAACUUGGUCGGGAUUCUGAUACUGGUGGCCAGGUGAAGUAUGUUGUGGAACUUGCAAGGGCUUUGGGUUCAAUGCCAGGAGUCUAUCGGGUUGAUUUGUUGACCAGGCAAGUAUCAGCACCAGAUGUGGAUUGGAGCUAUGCUGAACCAACCGAGAUGCUGAAUCCUAGGAACACAGAUAACGCAGAGCAUGAGCAUGGCGAGAGUAGUGGCGCUUAUAUUAUUCGCAUACCUUUUGGUCCAAAAGACAAAUAUGUACCAAAAGAGCUCCUUUGGCCCCACAUCCCUGAAUUUGUUGACAGGGCACUUAGCCAUAUUAUGGAGAUGUCCAAAGUUCUUGGUGAGCAAAACGGUGGUGGCCAACCGCUCUGGCCUGUGGCUAUUCACGGACACUAUGCAGAUGCUGGCGAUUCUGCUGCUCUUCUCUCUGGGGCUCUAAAUGUACCAAUGGUCUUUACCGGACAUUCUCUGGGACGUGAUAAGCUCGAACAACUCCUGAAACAAGGGCGACCAAAGGAAGAAAUAAAUACUACCUACAAAAUAAUGCGACGGAUAGAAGCAGAGGAACUAUGUCUUGAUGCCUCUGAAAUUAUUAUAACUAGCACAAGGCAAGAGAUAGAAGAGCAAUGGCGCCUUUAUGAUGGUUUUGAUCUGGUUUUGGAGCGGAAACUAAGAGCUAGGAUGAAAAGAGGUGUGAGCUGUCAUGGCAGAUUUAUGCCUCGCAUGUUUGCCAUUCCUCCGGGGAUGGAAUUUCAUCAUAUUGUGCCACAUGAUGUUGAUAUGGAUGGCGAAGGAGCAAGGGACGAGGAAGAAGCACAAUCUCCUGAUCCACCAAUUUGGUCUGAGAUUAUGCGCUUCUUUUCUAACCCACGCAAGCCUAUGAUAUUAGCUCUUGCUCGGCCGGACCCUAAAAAGAACUUGGUGACUCUAGUGAAAGCCUUUGGAGAAUGCCGCCCAUUAAGGGAGCUUGCUAACCUUACAUUGAUAAUGGGGAACAGAGAUGACAUUGACGAACUGUCCACAACCAAUUCCUCAGUGCUGCUUUCGAUUCUGAAACUUAUAGACAAAUAUGAUCUCUAUGGUCAAGUGGCAAUACCUAAGCAUCACAAACAAUCUGAUGUGCCGGAUAUUUACCGCUUAGCAGCUAAAACGAAGGGUGUGUUUAUAAAUCCAGCUUUUAUCGAACCAUUCGGACUGACUUUAAUUGAGGCUGCGGCUCAUGGAUUGCCCAUUGUUGCAACAAAAAAUGGAGGGCCUGUCGACAUUCACCGGGUUCUUGACAACGGUCUUCUGGUUGACCCCCAUGACCAGCAGGCCACUGGUGAUGCUCUUCUGAAACUUGUUUCAGACAAACAACUGUGGGCAAGAUGCAGACAGAACGGCCUGAAGAACAUUCACCUGUUUUCAUGGCCUGAGCACUGCAGGAUGUACUUGGCCCGCAUAGCAACGUGCAAGCAAAGACAACCACAGUGGCAGAGAAUUGACUUUGAAAACUCCGACACAGAUUCACCUGGUGAUUCCCUUAGAGACAUACAAGACAUCUCUCUGAAUCUAAAACUUUCCUUGGAUGGUGAGAAGGGUGGAGGUAUCGACGGUCUCGAUACUAAUUUAGACGCUGAAGACAGUGCUGCUGAACAAAAAGUGAAGCUAGCGAAAGCUGUUUCAACGUGGGCACAGAAGAGUGUGUCUACAGAGAAAACCAAUAGCAGAAUCCCGACCCUUAAAAGGCGGAAAUGUAUCUUCGUCAUCUCGGUGGACUGCCACAAAUCCUCGGAUCUUCUCGCGAUAAUCAAGACAGUCAUCGAUUUGGCGGGCAGAGGCGGCGGCUGGUCCAUAGGAUUUAUACUCUCAACUUCAAUGACCAUCUCCGAAACUCAUUCCGUAAUAAUUUCAGGAGGCUUGAAACCGCAGGACUUUGACGCUGUCAUAUGCAACAGCGGCAGUGAACUCUACUUCACAUCUUCAACUUCUGAUGACAAUUCUGUCCUUCCGUACGAAUUAGACGGAGAUUACCAUUCCCAUAUAGAGUACCGGUGGGGCGGACAGAGCCUGAGGAAGACUUUGGUCCGCUGGGCCGGUUCUGUUAACGAGAAGAAGCCAGAACAAGGAGGGAUUCUGUCAGAAGAUGAGCUGGCAUCGACAAACUUUUGUAUCUCCUUCAAAGUGAAAGACCCGAGUUUGGUUCCUCCAGUAAAGGAGCUCAAGAAGUUGAUGAGAAUCCAAGCCCUUCGUUGCAAUGUAGUUUAUUGCCAAAGUGGGGCCAGGCUGAACGUCAUCCCUGUCCUUGCUUCACGAUCUCAAGCUCUCAGGUACCUACUGGUGAGAUGGGGGGUGGACCUAUCAAACGUGGUGGUGUACGUGGGAGAAUCAGGGGACACCGACUACGAAGGGCUGCUGGGGGGAGUCCACAAGACAGUGGUACUGAAAGGAGUAGCCAAGGACGUGGGCAAGCUCCACGGCAGCAGAAGCUACCCUCUAGAAGACGUGACUCCACUCGACAGCCCCAACAUCACCGAAGCCGCCGACUGUGGCGUCGACUGUAUAAAGACGGCGCUUGACAAGCUCCGCAUCACCCUCCUCAAGUCUUGAGAGAGACUAUGUCACGACUUCUAUAUUGCUUUACAUCGUAUACGUAUACUAUGUUGCCCGACUUAUGUAUAGCGACAUUUUAUGAAAACGAUAUAUGAAAAUAUUGGCCAAAACUGGCCGACGUCGUUCCUCUUUA
This is a messenger RNA of Tarenaya hassleriana, 3610 nucleotides long. Its product is annotated as probable sucrose-phosphate synthase 2. The transcript has 13 exons. The record is from RefSeq and is a predicted model, not a curated record. Gene Ontology annotation, biological process: sucrose metabolic process. Bases 340 to 3474 code for a protein of 1044 amino acids. NCBI's taxonomy places the organism in Eukaryota, Viridiplantae, Streptophyta, Magnoliopsida, Brassicales, Cleomaceae. Gene Ontology annotation, molecular function: sucrose synthase activity; sucrose-phosphate synthase activity.